This is a messenger RNA of Columba livia (rock pigeon), 3737 nucleotides long. RefSeq names its product NME/NM23 family member 5 (gene NME5). Gene Ontology annotation, biological process: cilium movement; UTP biosynthetic process; negative regulation of oxidative stress-induced intrinsic apoptotic signaling pathway. The transcript has 6 exons. Bases 410 to 1048 code for a protein of 212 amino acids. Gene Ontology annotation, molecular function: nucleoside diphosphate kinase activity. Gene Ontology annotation, cellular component: cilium. Lineage: Eukaryota; Metazoa; Chordata; Aves; Columbiformes; Columbidae. The record is from RefSeq and is a predicted model, not a curated record.
GCCGGGGAGAGACCGGGCUGGGCGGGGGGAGAGGGCGCAGCCGCCGGGCAGAGCUGCUGCUGUGGCGGCGGGUCCCUCAGGGUAGGCGGGGUCGAGUCUCCGGGUGGGUCUGUGAGGAGGCGCUUCUUGGGGGUCUCCGUGGAGCCCUGGGCCGCUCGGGCCGCCGGUGUCCGUGCCGGGGUGUUCCAGCUGCUGCGGUGUGUGCAUUCACCUCCAGCCGGGUUCCCAGGCAAAGGCAGCGCCGGCCCCCGUGCUCAGCUCUCCGACUUUCCUCCCCCGCGGUGGAAGCCACAACUUGUUCACCCCAAUUUGAAAGCAAACGGGCAGUCUCAAAGGUACAGCUACAGGGCAGCUCAUCCUGACCGAGAAGUACCAAAGGAGUACGUGAAUUCCUAAUUUAGAAGCCAAGAUGCAGAUGUUAAUGCCUGAACCUCAGAUUUUUGUGGAAAGAACUCUGGCCCUCAUCAAACCAGAUGUCAUUGAUAAAGAAGAAGAAAUAGAAGAUCUCAUUCUCAGAUCGGGAUUCCUGAUCGUUCAGAAACGGAAGCUUCAGUUAAGCCCAGAGCAAUGUAGCAACUUCUAUGCAGACCAAUAUGGAAAAGUGUUUUUUCCUAAUUUAACAGCCUAUAUGAGUUCUGGACCUUUAGUUGCUCUGGUUCUUGCCAGACGUUGCGCAGUCUCAUACUGGAAAGAAUUGCUUGGACCACCAAACAGCAUGAAGGCCAGGAGAACGCACCCUCACAGCUUAAGAGCCAUCUAUGGGACUGAUGAUCUGAGGAAUGGACUUCACGGCAGUCACAGCAUUUCCUCGGCAGAAAGAGAAAUUAGGUUCAUGUUUCCAGAAGCGAUUUUGGAGCCAAUUCCAACUGGACAAAGAGCUAGAGAUUACAUGAACCUCUAUGUAAAGCCAACAUUACUGGCUGGGCUCACUGCGCUAUGCAAAGAGAAGCCAGCAGACCCCAUGAAGAAGAUGGUAUCAGGAACUAUCUGUCCACUCAGAAAUACUUGCUGGCAGCACAGAGGUUGUCUCGGCAAAUUCCCUACGUAACACAGGAUAAAUUUAAUCAGGCGCAAAUGAUUUUAAAAAUUCUCAUUUUUCCAAGUAGUCUUUCUAAGAGCUUUUGUAUUUUGGCAUUUGUGGUGGGGUUUUGUAUGUGUGUAUUUGUUUUCCAUUUAUGUCUUGAGUUCUUACUGUUCUCCUGCUAUUGCUGACUAACCUGUGAGGGUUGUCCUAGUGCUCUACUUGUUGGCUCUUUCUUUGUCAUCCAGUCUUUUUGUACCUGGUAAUAACAGGAGAGUGUUGCUUCCCUUCCUGGUCUGCUGUUCUAUCCAUUGUUUCACUUCACAGGAUGGUAUGAAGUUUGUUGUUGGUUCCAGAAACUAAUUGUCAACAGCCUUGUGAAGUAAAUAAGGAUGUGUUAAAAACUUCUAUUUACAAGAAAGAGAGGCAAAGGGCUGAUUUGCCUAAGGCCAGGCUGUGGCAUUGGCAGAUGAAGGCGGGCUCAAGACAUUCCUACUUCCCACAUUCUUAUUUAAGUACAAUUUGCUGGAAAGCUUACAAGGUGAAUUUAAAAAAGUAACCGCGUUUUGUUUUUAGGUUGUAGGUGCUAUAAGAUUAUUUCAGUGCAGAAGACUGGCACUUUUAAUGCAUGAUUUUAGUUAAAAUAUCUGUAGAUGUUGUCAGGAAUAAUAUUUCAUUAAGCAGUUUCAUGCAUAUUGUACAACCUCGUUCCAAAACAGAGUUGACCAGAUUAUUUGAAGUAUGGCUCGAGUGUUCUUAUAUAUUUACAAAGAUAGGCAUUGCCAGGAAAAGUUGUCUUCUAAAGGUCAGUGUGAAUGAUUCAAAAGCGAUAUAAGCUGUGGAGAUUUAAAAGAGCAUUUAGAAGAAAGAGGUUAUUUGUAUGUCUGUUUUUUCUGAAAGGUCUUCAGAGCAUAGCAGGAGAGUGUCUGUAUCAGAGGUUUCAAAUAAUGCUUUCAAUAUUCUCCCAUACGGUUAACAGAAAACAACAGAAAACUGAAAAUGUUUGGUGUUUUGUUGCACAGACUUGGCUGGCUGACUGGCUGAUUGAACACAAUCCUAAUAAACCUCGGCUGCGACAUCAGAUGGCUGAGGAGGAGCAUGAGGGGUGAGAGCUCAGUGGAAAUCAUCUCAGGCAUUCCAGGUUACACUGAAAAUGAUAAUAUAUAUCUGUAUCCCAUGGCUAUGUAAUCAAUAUUAAGUAGAUGUUAUUGUCAUAACUACCUGCAUCCUUUUGAGAUAAAUAAACUUACACUUAACCAGGAGUUAAGAAUUCUAGUAGCUUUUCUAUAGACAAAGUGAAUGUAGAAUUACAUGAUAAAUUUAUAGUAAAGCAACCAGAAAAAGUCAAAAUUCCAUCAGGUGUGACUUAACUGCUAUUUUUCUCCAUUUAUCUUGGUUCUCCCAGACAGACAAACCAAAUGAUUUACACCAGUGCAGAUUCCCAAGUGACGUGCAGCUGGGCUGUGCUUUUGUGAAACUGAGAGUUGUGUCUCAACAUUUUUUAAGCAGACACAAAUUCCAUUAUGAAGAGGGGUACUUGGAUGUAGCUUUGAAAACUGCUCCUGGAGGCAUGUUAGCAACUUCAGAAUUUUAAUUGCUGAUUACACCACCGAGCUAAUGUCACUGUUGAAGAUGACUCACUUGAGCCUGGUGGUUUUUGUCAGAAUGUGAUUUGAAGGACUUAUUUGCAGGUACAUUGUAUGUGCCUUUCCCAUCUUGGGGGCAGAAGGCAGAGUGAUUAUAAAUCAAUCUUUUAUUUCCUUUGGAAGUCACAAGAUGAUGUAUUUUAAUCAAGGACUAAUGCUGUCUUCCAACAUUUGUUUGAAAGAGAGGUGUUUAAUUUGAACAGCUCACCUUAAGGAUGUUUUCUGUGUUCUGCUCUUCAAAGGUACACUGACUUCUGUUGUUUUCCUGGUAUUAUUGUUUACCCUUGAACUUUAAUGUGUUCUAGUUUCAAGAGAAUGGGUUAGAGGCCACACUAUUACCUUUUCUAAAAUAACUGGACUGGUUUGGGGGUAUGUGGGGCUUUUUAAUUUUCUUAGGAGCUGUACUUGUAGUGUUAACUUCAAGCUUUGUAUCUUGUGGUUUGCCUGGCUAGGGUGGAGAAAACAAUGUAAUUUUCACAACUCUGAAAUAUUAGUAUGCUUGACUAAUACUAAACAAACAAGCAAUUUCAUAAUUCAUUUCGUGAGAAAACUUGCUCCUCCAACUUGAGUAAUUACCAGAAACCGAAGUCAUUUGUCUGUAACAAUAAAUUUUGUUUAAGCUAAUUGUUUAUCUUCUCAGUGGAAUAAACCACUAUUGCCCAGAGAAAUAAACAUUUAGAAAAUGGGUCUCUACAGUACUGAGACUUAAAAAUCUUGGGACUUUUUUGGAGGGAGGGUGUAGGGGCAAAUACAAAAAGAAGCAAGCCCAAACCCUCAGGUAUGAAUCAAAAAACCAGGAAGUGGCUAGAAAUACAGUAGACAGAUGUGUUUACAACUAGUUUAUUUUGCCUAUGAUUAUUAUCCCCAUACGUUUCUGAUUGCUCCAGUUGCAGGACAGUUGUGCUUUGUGAUUGUCUGUCAGUCAAACCAAAAAUGUAUCUUUUGAAGAUGCCAGAAACUAAAAUCUGGUGAAUUCACAGGACAUUCUCCUGUAUUUUGUUAGUUACUAUGGCAUUUGUUUACUUAUUUUGAUGUGAUGAUGCUCGACAAUAAAUAUCUCCUUUGUGUUA